AACUGGCAGAGUUUCAGGCCAGCUUAACGAUACAAAAUCAUGUCAUGAACUAAUUUUAUUGAGUAGCUUGUGCAACGAAGACAAACCUGUGAUCCAGCAAUUCUGCUUUGCAAAGGCUAUGGGAGAAGAGAGGUACUGUUUAGUCUGAUCAAAUGGCUGUUGGCACACUUAUUCUGCAAACAUGGGAAGUCGAGAGACACUGUGAGAGCCGGACUGUCUUGACUGAGCAAUCCAUUGAUUUAUUUUGAGUUCUAUUUUCAAGGUGAUUAUUAGCGCAGCCGCACUGAGCCUGGGCUCCCUUUGGAGCAUGUGAAAUUUAUUGAAUUGGUGCUGUGGUUAACAUGGGAAGAGUUGUGUGAAAGGAAGACUGGGAGGCAGGAGUACGUGGAUUAUACAAACUACAUGCACUGAAUGUAACUCUCAUGGCCAUGGCAGCCGUGGAAAACCAGAAAAUCUCUGAAGCAGAAAUGAAAAGCUACUUCCUGCUGUGUGAAACCUGUUUAUCGCUGGAGUCCACAAUAAAAAAUGAGAUUGCACCAGAAGCUCUGAACUCCAUUUGUGCAGAAAACAUCAGUGAACAAUUGAAGGAUCAGUUUGCCUAUCGCUCAGGUGGUCAAGGAAAAGAGGGUGCCGUGAUCAUAACUUUCCCUGAAUAUCCCAACUUUGUUGAUAUAUCUGAAGAAGUGGUGCAGAAGAUUGUAACCUAUCUGACCACCAUUCCAAGUCUACAUCAACCUGAAAUAAAGUUCAUUUUCAUCCUAGACAGAAGACAGGAUACUUGGGGAUCUGUUAAAACAUCACUUGCCCAUAUAGCGGCCUCAUGUCCAGAAAACCUGCAGUUGGUUCUUGUUCUCCGGCCUUCAGGAUUCUUUCAGCGUGCCAUAUCCGACAUCAGCUUCAGAUUUAGUCAGGAUGAUUUUAUACUGAAACUACCAGUUGUUAUGCUGAGUUCUGUCACCGAAUUACUUAAAUAUAUUGAUGAUACACAUUUAACCCAGGAAUUUGGGGGAACACUUGAGUACUGCCAUAAUGAAUGGAUCCUAUUCCGUACUGCCAUAGAGAGCUUUGCUGUAAUGGUAAAGGAGAUUGCCCAGAUGCUCCAAGCUUUUGGUACAGACCUGGCUGAGGCUGAGUUGCCUGAUGAUUUACAUUCUGUAGAGGAUCUACUUAUUACCCGAACCGAAAAAUACAAUCAGCUCAAGGAAGAUGUUCGAAGAGUGAUAAAAGAAGGAGACUUGCUUUUAACCAACCUCAUGGAGCCACUCAGUAAUGAGCCUCAUACCCAAGAUGCGGUUGAAAAAAAUGGUGAUCGGGCCACUGUGAAGAGACUUCUUGCACAGUUGCAUGAGAUGGAGACUGCUUUUGAUGGCUUUUGGGAAAAGCAUCUGCUUAAACUUGAACAGUGUCUACAGCUUUGGAGAUUUGAACAAGCUUUCCAAGAGGUAAAGAUGUUUGUGGAUUGUUUAGCAGCAGAGGAAGGAGACAUACCAGAAAUUGGGGAUAAUGUUGCUCAUACAGAACAAGCUCUUCGUGAAUUAAGUAACUUGGAUGAGAGAUCUCAGGAACUGGUGGAAAAUGCUCAACAUCUGGUUUUACAAGGUGAUCACCUGAUAUCAAAUCACCACUACGCGAUGGAUUUAAUCUGGGAAAAGUGCAAUGAGUUACACCAUAGCUGUGAAGACCUGCAUGAUGAAAUGAGGAGGAAAUACAUCACGCUUAACAGAUCCCUGGAACUGCACACACGGUUGCAGCAGGCACUGGACUGGUGUGACGAAGGUGCCUAUCUCCUCGCUUCUCAGUCCAUGGACAAGUGUCAGUCUCAGGAAGGAGCUAAGAGGGCACUGCAGGAAAUUGAAAGAUUCCUGGAAAACUCUACAUAUUAUCUGCAGCGUGAUGCUGAAGCAUUGUACAUUGAGUUCCAGUCUAUUCUCACAUCUAAGCUUAAGGCUCAGAUAGAGGUGGUUCACGGGAAGCUUGAGAACGUCCAGGGAAUGCUUGAAAAACGUCAAAUCUGCCUUGAGAAACUGGCUGCCAAACAGGCUCGGCCAGUGCAACCUGUAGCUCCACGACCAGAUGCCUCGCCUUUACAGUUUAAGUCUCCUUUGUUCUCAUCAAAACAAGGUGUGGAUACCAACCCCAGUUCAAAGUUCCCUUUUGAUAUAUCGCUAUAUGGAAAGAAACAUGUCAGAAAAACCCAGAACACACGAAAGAUUGAGGUCAUGCAUGAAGCUUGUCAAAGAACUUGGUUCUCCUUAAGUGCUGAAGGCGAAGAUAACCUGGAUGUCUUAAAAGGGCAUGUCAUAAAUGAGCUAAUAGAGACUGAGCGAGUGUACGUGGAGGAGCUCCACACCAUUCUGCAGGGUUAUCGAGUGGAAAUGGACAACCCUAGCAUGUUACACCUUUUGCCUUCUGCAUUGCAGAACAAGAAAGAAAUUCUCUUUGGCAAUAUGUCUGAAAUCCAUGAUUUUCAUAGCAGAAUGUUUCUUCAUGAUCUUCAAAACUGCAUCGAAACACCAGAAAAAGUGGGUCUCUGCUUUCUUGCAAGGAAAGCAAAUUUUCAAAUGUACGUGAAGUAUUGUCAGAAUAAACCUCGUUCAGAAACCCUUUGGAGACAGUGUUCUGACUCUGUUUUCUUUCAGGAAUGUCAACGGAAACUGGACCACAAACUCGGACUGGACUCGUACUUACUAAAACCAAUUCAAAGGCUAACAAAAUAUCAACUCUUAUUGAAGGAACUGCUGAAAUUCAGUAACAAUGGUGAUGGAAUUCAAGAGCUGCAGGAAGCUCUGGAAGCCAUGUUGAACUUAUUAAAGUCUGUGAAUGACUCAAUGCACCAGAUUGCUAUAACCGGAUAUAAUGGUAACCUAGAAGACUUUGGCAAAGUUUUGAUGCAAGGUUCCUUUAACGUCUGGAUAAAUCAUAAGAAAGGUCCCACAAAAAUGAAAGAUCUUGCACGAUUCAAGCCUAUGCACCGUCAUCUUUUCCUCCAUGAAAGAGCGCUUUUGUUUUGUAAGAAGCGGGAAGAACAUGGAGAAGGUUAUGAUAAAGCACCUUCUUAUAGUUUCAAGCAUUACUUAAAAAUGAAUGCUGUUGGAAUAACUGAGAAUGUUAAAGGAGAUAUUAGAAAGUUUGAAGUUUGGUAUAGUGGACGGGAAGAAGUUUAUCUCAUCCAAGCUCCAACAGUAGAUGUUAAGUUGGCGUGGUUGAAUGAAAUAAGAAAAGUUCUCACAAAUCCAGAGAAACUCUUCAGAGAAGACAGUCCACUGCAUCAUCAGGUUUCAGAUCAGAUUUUGCAGUCCCCAGGAAAGCAAAAGAGGGCCUCUUUGAGUUCAGAGGAAAAUGACUCUGAUCUUACAAGUCCAGUGGUUUUAGAAAACAUCGUCUUUUCACCCAACCUUUCACCAAGAAAAGACUGGGCUGGAACAUCCCGUUUUACUGAAGCCUCUGAGGGAAAUGAUGACUUGUCCAGUAAUAACGAUACUGAAGAAGAGGACGUGAACCAGCUGUCCCCUGGCAAGUACAAAGCUUUGUCAGACUGUAAAAAAAGAGAUUCUGAAGAACUGUUAAUAAAAAGUGGGGACCUGGUGCAGUUGGUGAAUGACGAUGGCGAGGGGCAAUGGUUUGUGAAAAACCUGAAUCGAGGACAGCAAGCCUGGAUUUCGGUCCACAAUUUACAGAUUAUUGUUGGUGACUGUAAAUCUCAAGACCCUGGUUCUUUGGGUAAGGAGAGAGAGAGAAAGAGAGAAAAAAAGAGACAGCUGUUGUCUUACAAUUCUGUACUUUGACCUUGGACUGAAAUUUCACAUUUGCAAUAGCACUUCAUUUUUGAAAGCAAACUGAUGCCGACGCAGGAAAGUAAAAUGUCGAGAUUGUGUUUAAAAGAUAUCAGAGCAGAUAUGUCUACAAACAGGAAACAACACUUUUUGUACCAGA
Callorhinchus milii (elephant shark) is the source of this 3933-nucleotide messenger RNA. RefSeq names its product MCF.2 cell line derived transforming sequence a (gene mcf2a). The transcript has 29 exons. Bases 423 to 3785 code for a protein of 1120 amino acids. Gene Ontology annotation, biological process: intracellular signal transduction; dendrite development. Gene Ontology annotation, cellular component: cytoplasm. NCBI's taxonomy places the organism in Eukaryota, Metazoa, Chordata, Chondrichthyes, Chimaeriformes, Callorhinchidae. The record is from RefSeq and is a predicted model, not a curated record. Gene Ontology annotation, molecular function: protein binding; guanyl-nucleotide exchange factor activity.